AUGAACACAAGUAGAUCUACAACGUCGCAUAUGGGAUGGUCAUUCGAUCCAAAAUCUCGAAAGAGUAGAGGCUUGUGGAUAGACGAAGACGGAAUGACACCAUCAUCAUCAUCAGAAGUACUCAAGCCAGCAGCAUCUCUCGCCGAUUCGUUCACACUUCGAAAGCUGAAACCUUAUGAUCGAAUAGCAGUUGAGACGUUAUGCAAUGAGUCAUUUCCAAUACAGUAUCCAGAUUUUUGGUACGAUGAAGUUGUCUCCGGAGGACUGACGUCGACCGGUCUUUUUGAUGGGGAGAAUCUUGCAGCUAUGAUUGUUUCGGAAACCAAAUUUGUAACGGACUGUAACCUCGAGGACCAAGAUAUUAUUUCCGAAUCGAACGUCCAUGUCACCUAUAUUCUCUCCAUCGCAGUAAACAAAAAGUUCCGAAGAUUGGGUCUCGCCACGCGAUUGCUGAACAAUUUGAUGGCUUCACUGAUUGAUCAUCCACCGUACACCCGAGUUGUCUUCCUUCAUGUAUUAUCCACAAACUCGGCCGCGCUCUCCUUCUACAAAAUGCACGGAUUCGAGUUUCACGCUUCACUGCCAGACUACUACCGAAUUGGAGAUCAGCAUGCUGACGGUUGUACAUAUGUAAAGUAUACUAACGGAUCACAUGCCCAAAUCUCCUUCUCGGAUGUGUGCAAAACGUUUGGAAGUACAAUAUGUAUGCCGUUGAAGGCCAUCUGCAAAAUGCUAUCGUUUUAG
Messenger RNA from Caenorhabditis briggsae, 744 nucleotides. Gene Ontology annotation, molecular function: histone acetyltransferase activity; protein-N-terminal amino-acid acetyltransferase activity. Bases 1 to 744 code for a protein of 247 amino acids. The record is from RefSeq and is a predicted model, not a curated record. The transcript has 4 exons. NCBI's taxonomy places the organism in Eukaryota, Metazoa, Nematoda, Chromadorea, Rhabditida, Rhabditidae. Gene Ontology annotation, cellular component: Golgi membrane. Gene Ontology annotation, biological process: N-terminal peptidyl-methionine acetylation.